Drosophila elegans is the source of this 878-nucleotide messenger RNA. RefSeq lists its product as uncharacterized. NCBI's taxonomy places the organism in Eukaryota, Metazoa, Arthropoda, Insecta, Diptera, Drosophilidae. The coding region runs from base 133 to 792 and encodes 219 amino acids. The record is from RefSeq and is a predicted model, not a curated record. The transcript has 2 exons.
GGUGACAUACGUCAAGGGGUAGUUAAGUUACAUUUUCAAGUGAAGCAGUGAGGCUUCGAGCCCAGAUAAAAUCCAAAAUUUAAACCAGCCUCCAUCCAUCCGCCUCUCCGUCCGCUGCAAAAGACCAAAAGCAUGGCGCACCGCCUGCAACUCCGGAGCGAUGACUUCGACGUAAUCGGCGCAGUGCCGCGCGAUCUGUCGGUAAUUAAGAACUUUCUGAAACGCGACUGUGCCGUCAAGAGGUUGAUCGACAUCGAGGAGGAGUUCCUGCAGGAGUGCGUGUUGCGGGGCGAGGAUCCGAUGAAUCCAAACAGGAAGAGCGGAAACGACAUCGUGACGCGUGGCGGCGGGCUAGACUCCAAAGCACCUGAGCCUCGACCGGAUCCCUGUGCGAGCCAAACACCAGAAAACACACUUGCGUCGGAUUAUUGUGAUCCCUGCCGUCGACUCAAGACCUCUGUGGUGCUGGAAGAGCUCACGAAGCCGGCCACUACGAAUCCGGUGUACAACAGAGCCCUGCCGCCGUACUUUGACGAGGAGAGCGUGAUGGGCAACUCGUUGCCCGUGAAGUUCCGCUUCCGGCGCAAAUUUAACCGCUGCGACCAGGAGAAGCCGGCCCACCUGAUGUGCACCACCACUCCGAGCACCAACGUUGUGGUGCUGACCAACUGUUGUGACGUGAUGGUGUGGCCCAGUCAGCGGGUUGCCCAGAUGAACCGAGUGCCGGUGACCACGCUGACUGGCGAAGCCGAUCUCACCGAGUACAUGCUGGAGGAGGAGACCAUUAUGUGAGCGACCAUCCACGAAAAGGCAGCGAGCAUGGAUAUGGAUACCAGUUUGGAACACAUAAUUCAAUAAAACAUUUACCCCGUCCACAA